AUGAAACCAGAAGUCGAGCAAGAAUUAGCUCAUACUUUGUUAACUGAAUUACUAGCUUAUCAAUUCGCUUCUCCAGUCAGAUGGAUCGAAACCCAAGAUGUAUUCCUAAAGGAUUUUAAUACUGAAAGAGUUGUCGAAAUUGGUCCUUCUCCUACUUUGGCUGGGAUGGCUCAAAGAACUUUGAAAAAUAAAUACGAAUCUUAUGAUGCUGCUUUGUCUUUGCAAAGACAAGUUCUAUGUUACUCUAAGGACCCUAAGGAAAUUUAUUACACUGCUGAUCCUGCCCCUGCAGAACCUGAAGCUGAAACAACCCCAGUUGAAUCUGCUGCUGCCGCUCCAGUUGCUGCUGUCGCUGCUGCUCCAGUUCCGGUAGCUGCCGCCCCUGUUGCAGCUCCAGCUGGCCCAGCUGCCGAUGUUCCAGAUGCCCCAGUUACAGCUGGCUUAGUCUUACAUACUUUAGUUGCCCAUAAAUUGAAGAAGACUCUAGAUGCUAUUCCAUUAUCUAAGACAAUCAAGGACUUAGUCGGUGGUAAAUCUACUGUUCAAAAUGAAAUUCUUGGUGAUUUAGGUAAAGAAUUCGGCAAUACUCCAGAAAAACCAGAAGAAACUCCAUUAGAAGAAUUAGCUGAACUAUUCCAAGAUACUUUCUCAGGUUCUUUAGGUAAACAAUCGUCCUCUUUGAUCUCAAGAUUAAUGUCUUCAAAAAUGCCAGGUGGGUUCACUAUCACUAUCGCUAGAAAAUAUCUACAGACUCGUUGGGGUCUUGGUGCCGGUAGACAAGAUUCUGUCCUAUUAGUCGCCUUAUCAAAUGAACCAGCUUCUCGUCUAGGUUCUGAAGCUGAUGCUAAACAAUUCCUUGAUUCUAGUGCUCAAAAAUACGCUUCCAUUGCUGGUAUUAAUCUUGCUAGUGCUGCUGCAGGUGCUUCUGCUGGUGGUGCUGGUGGUGCUGGCGCCGGUGGUGCUACAAUUGACGCCGCUGCCCUUGAAGAAUUAACUAAGGAUCAUAAAGUUUUGGCUCGUCAACAAUUGCAAGUCCUUGCUCGUUACUUAAAAAUGGAUCUAGAUAACGGUGAAAGAAAGUUCCUCAAGGAGAAAGAUACUGUCACUGAAUUACAAAAUCAAUUAGAUUUCAUUACUCAAGAAUUAGGUGAAUUUUACGUUAAUGGUUUAGCUACUGCUUUCUCUAGAAAGAAGGCUAGAACUUUCGAUUCCUCUUGGAAUUGGGCUAAACAAUCAUUACUUUCUUUAUAUUUCCAAAUUAUUCAUGGUGUCCUAAAAAAUGUUGAUAGAGAAGUCGUCACCGAAGCCAUCAAUAUUAUGAACAGAUCUAAUGAAGCUCUAAUUAAAUUUAUGGAAUAUCAUGUCUCUAAGACUGAUCCAUCUAAGGGUGAAAACUACCAAAUGUUAAAGACUUUAGGUGAACAAUUGAUUGAUAAUUGUAAGAUGGUAUUAGACAUGGAUCCAGUCUACAGAGAUAUCUCAAAACCAACUGGUCCAACUACUGAAAUUGACAAGAAUGGUAACAUUCAAUACAAUGAAACUCCAAGAGAAAACAUUAGAAAAUUAUCUCAAUAUAUCCAAGAAAUGGCCCUUGGUGGUACAUUGACUAAAGAACAUCAACCAACUAUCGAAGAUGAUCUGGCCCGUGUUUACAAGGCUAUCACCAAGCAGGCUUCCACUCAUAAGGUCUCUGACUCUACCCAAUUGGAAUUCGAAAACCUUUACGGCAAAUUGGUUAAAUUCCUUGAAAACUCUCAAGAAAUUGAUGCUUCUCAAACUACUAAGUUGGCUGGUGUCAUCGAUGAUGAUUUAGAUACAGACUCCACAAAGGAAGUUGCUUCUUUACCAAACCAAUCUACUAUCACUAAAACUGUAUCUUCUACAAUUCCAAGAGAAACUGUUCCUUUCUUACAUCUGAAGAAAAAGCUAUCUGACGGUUCAUGGAAAUAUGAUCGUCAAUUGUCCGAAUCCUUCUUGGAUAGUUUGGAAAAGGCUGCCGUUAACGGUAUUACGUUCAAGGAUAAGUACAUCUUGCUAACUGGUGCUGGUAAAGGUUCGAUUGGUGGUGAAAUUCUACAAGGUCUGUUACAAGGUGGUGCUAAGGUUGUUGUCACUACAAACACAUUUAUCAAACCAGUCUUAGAUUUCUUCCAAGCUUUAUACGCUAAAUAUGGUGCGAAAGGUUCAACUUUGAUUGUGGUUCCUUUCAACCAAGCUUCAAAAACUGAUUGUGAAAACCUGGUCGACUACAUUUACGAUGAUCCAAAGAAUGGUGGUUUAGGUUGGGAUCUAGACGCUAUCAUUCCAUUUGCUGCUAUUCCAGAAAACGGUAUUGAAUUGGACAGUAUCGACUCUAAAUCCGAAUUUGCACACAGAAUCAUGAUGACUAAUAUCUUCAGAAUUAUGGGUUAUGUCAAGAAACAAAAGGUUUCUAGAGGUAUCGAAACUAGACCAGCCCAAGUCAUUCUACCAAUGUCUCCAAAUCAUGGUACUUUCGGUGGUGACGGUCUAUACUCUGAAUCCAAACUUUCCCUUGAAACUCUAUUUAACAGAUGGCAUUCCGAAUCAUGGGCCGAUCAAUUAACCAUUUGUGGUGCCAUUAUUGGUUGGACCAGAGGUACUGGUUUGAUGAGUGGUAACAACAUUAUUGCCCAAGGUAUUGAAAAAAUGGGUGUCCGUACUUUCUCUCAAAAGGAGAUGGCUUUCAAUCUAUUGGGUUUACUAAAUCCUUCUGUUGUUCAACUAUGUCAAAAGUCCCCAGUUAUGGCCGAUUUGAAUGGUGGUUUACAAUACGUUAAGAAUUUGAAGGACUUCACUCGUAAAUUGCGUAGUGAAUUAACUGAAACCUCCGAAAUUAGAAAGGCUGUCUCUAUCGAAACUGCUCUAGAACACAAGGUGGUCAACGGUGAAAAUGCCGAUGCUGCUUAUACUAAGGUGGAAGUUCAACCAAGAGCCAACAUUAAACUUGACUUCCCAACUUUAAAACCGUACAAGGAAAUCAAAGAAUUCGCUUCCAAGGAUCUAGAAGGUUUAUUGGAUCUUGAAAAGGUUAUUGUUGUCACCGGUUUUGCUGAAGUUGGUCCAUGGGGUUCAUCCAGAACUAGAUGGGAAAUGGAAGCCAAUGGUGAGUUCUCUCUAGAAGGUUGUAUCGAAAUGGCCUGGAUGAUGGGUUUGAUUAAAUACCAUAAUGGUAACUUGAAGGGUCGUCCAUACACAGGUUGGGUAGACGGUAAGACCAACGAACCCGUUGAUGACAAGGACGUCAAGGCUAAGUACGAAUCUUACAUUCUAGACCAUGCUGGUAUUAGAUUAAUUGAACCAGAAUUAUUCAACGGUUAUAACCCAGAAAAGAAACAUAUGAUCCAAGAAAUCAUUGUUGAAGAAGAUAUGGAACCUUUUGAAGCUUCCAAGGAAACCGCUGAACAAUUCAAGCACGAACAUGGUGAGAAGGUUGAUAUUUUCGAAAUUCCAGAAUCUGGUGAGUACUCCGUGAAAUUGCUAAAGGGCGCAACUCUCUACAUUCCAAAGGCUCUAAGAUUUGAUAGACUUGUUGCUGGUCAAAUUCCAACCGGUUGGAACGCAAAGACAUACGGUAUCUCUGAUGAUACUAUCGCUCAAGUUGAUCCAAUAACAUUAUUUGUUUUGGUUUCUGUUGUCGAAGCUUUCAUUUCCUCAGGUAUCAGUGAUCCAUAUGAAAUGUAUAAAUACGUUCAUGUUUCUGAGGUUGGUAACUGUUCUGGUUCUGGUAUGGGUGGUGUUUCAGCUCUACGUGGCAUGUUUAAGGACCGUUACAAGGAUGAACCAGUUCAAAAUGAUAUUCUUCAAGAAUCCUUUAUCAACACUAUGUCUGCAUGGGUUAAUAUGUUACUAAUCUCCUCAUCUGGUCCAAUUAAGACCGCUGUCGGUGCAUGUGCCACCGCUGUCGAAUCUGUGGAUAAUGGUGUUGAAGUUAUAUUAUCCGGUAAGGCCAAGAUUUGUAUCGUUGGUGGUUAUGAUGAUUUCCAAGAAGAAGGUUCAUACGAAUUCGGUAACAUGAACGCUACUUCUAACACUUUUGAAGAAUUCGAACAUGGCCGUACUCCAUCUGAAAUGUCUAGACCUGCUACCUCCACACGUUCUGGUUUCAUGGAAGCCCAAGGUUCUGGUAUCCAAGUUAUCAUGAACGCAGACUUGGCCUUGAAAAUGGGUGUUCCAAUUUAUGGUAUUGUUGCCCUCUCUGCUACUGCCACUGAUAAGAUUGGUAGAUCUGUUCCAGCUCCAGGUAAGGGUAUCCUAACUACUGCUAGAGAAUUCCACGGUAACUUCAAGUUCCCAACUCCAAUGUUAGAUAUUAGUUACAGAAAGCGUCAACUUGUCAAUCGUGAAUCUCAAAUUAAGCAAUGGGUUGAAAAUGAAUUAGAAUUAUUGAAAUAUGAAGCCCAAUCCAUUCCUAUCGCUGAUCAAGAAGAAUUCUUUGUCGAACGUACAAAUGAAAUUAACUUAGAAGCUAAGAAGCAACUUCAAUCUGCCCAAUCUCAAUGGGGUAAUGAAUUCUGGAAAAAUGAUUCCCGUAUUGCCCCAUUAAGAGGUGCAUUGGCUACAUACGGUCUAACUAUCGAUGACCUAGACGUUGCCUCCUUCCACGGUACAUCUACCAUGGCCAACGAUAAGAAUGAAUCAUCCACGAUCAACGAUAUGGUUAAGCAUUUAGGUAGAUCCGAAGGUAACCCAGUUAUCGGUGUUUUCCAAAAGUUUUUAACUGGUCAUCCAAAGGGUGCUGCUGGUGCCUGGAUGCUGAAUGGUGCAUUGCAAAUACUAAAUACUGGUGUUAUCCCAGGUAACCGUAAUGCAGACAAUGUUGAUAAGGUCUUAGAAGACUUCGAAUAUGUUCUAUAUCCAUCCAAAUCUAUGAAAACCGAUGGUGUUAAGGCUGUUUCUGUUACAUCUUUCGGUUUUGGUCAAAAGGGUGCUCAAGCUAUCGUCAUUCAUCCAGAUUAUCUAUAUGCUAUUAUUGAUGAAGCUAGAUACGUUGACUAUGCCAAUAGAGUUUCCAGUAGAGAAAGAAGUGCCCGUAAAUUUUUCCUAAAUGGUAUGAUCAACAACAAAUUGUUUGUCAGCAAGGAACAUGCUCCAUAUAGUGAUGAAUUAGAGGCUCCAGUUUACUUAGAUCCAUUAGCUCGUGUUGCUCCUUGUAAGAAAGAAAAUAACAAUUUGAUCUUUACCCAAAAGGCUAUACAAAAUGAGACAUCUUACAACGGUAAGGGUUCCCAUGAAACUGCCAAAGUUUUAAAAGAGCUAACUGCAGACGCUCUAUCUGGUAAAAAUUCAGGUACCUCUGUUGGUGUCGAUUCUGAAUUAAUCAAUAGCAUCAACAUUGAAAAUGAUACAUUCAUCGAACGUAACUUUACUGAUAGUGAAAUUGUCUAUUGUAACCAACAACCAAACGUUAGAAGUUCUUUCGCUGGUACUUGGUCUGCAAAGGAAGCAGUUUUUAAAUCUCUAGGUGUCGAAUCUAAGGGUGCUGGUGCUUCUUUAAAGGAUAUCGAGAUUACACGUGUCAACGGUAAUGGUCCGGAGGUGUCUCUACAUGGCGAAGCAAAGAAAUCUGCCGAUGCUGCUGGUAUUACAGGGAUUAAGGUUUCCAUUUCCCAUGAUGAUUUCCAAUCUGUCGCAGUUGCAAUCGCAAAUAAGAAAUAG
Messenger RNA from Maudiozyma saulgeensis, 5676 nucleotides. The record is from the annotation of a GenBank genome assembly. NCBI's taxonomy places the organism in Eukaryota, Fungi, Ascomycota, Saccharomycetes, Saccharomycetales, Saccharomycetaceae.